AUCACAGCAGUAUAAGGUAUAUAUACACAUGUCACAACAGUAUAAGGUAUACAUACACACACACCACAGCAGUAUAAGGUAUAUAUACACAUAUCACAGCAGUAUAAGGUAUAUAUACACGUCACAACAGUAUAAGGUAUACAUACACACACCACAACAGUAUAAGGUAUACAUACACACGCCACAGCAGUAUAAGGUAUACAUACACACACACCACAGCAGUAUAAGGUAUACAUACACACACACCACAGCAGUAUAAGGUAUACAUACACACACACCACAACAGUUCAGUCGGCGGAUUAGCAUUUCCUAGGAUGGCGAAGGAAUGUCCCGCACUACUCUGCCUCUGAUUGGCUAGUACUCGGAGCUUUCGUUGGUUGGAUUGGAUAGGUUUAGGCUUGGCCAGGGUAAGCCAAUCAGAGGCAGAAUAAGCCAGAGAAAAGGCGGGACAUUCCUUCGCCAUCCUAGGAAAACACUUAUUGUCGUCCAGACGGACCAUCUGAAUCGUUAAAUCUCUCCCUGUCCGGCUCGUUCAUGUGUCACGUGCACUGCGUUUCUAAUAUUACAUGCAGUGGCUGUAGGAGACAGAUCAGUUGUCGGAGGAUGGAUGUGUGUGUGAUCCGUGUCAGUCACUGUGAGAAGGAGAUCUUCUGCUUCUCGGUGCCAGAGGAGUGUCCCAGCUGUGGGGAGCAGCUGAGGGGGAGCAGACUGCAGGAGGCACCGGUCAGCCUGCCCUCCCCCCUCACCAACGGACACAAGACGUCCUGCUGCCUGCUGGUCGCUCCCGCACAGGACAACACACACAGAGAGUUUGAUGGGAUGUCAGAUCUGCACACUGGUGUCUCCAACACUGCAGGAGUGGUGUAUAACUACACUCAGGGUGGUGUUGUUCGGGAUCAGAGCGGCUGGGAGAGUUGUGUCAGUGUUCCUCUGGUCCGACCAGACAUGUUCCCCCUGCUGGCUCAGUGGGACCGGUACCUGGACCAGUUUUCUGAUGGACCCAUGUGGGACCCCGCCUGGCACAGGUUCGACGAGGAGCACCAUAACUGCUUCACGUUCUGUCUGGGCUUCAUCAACAGCGUCCUGGCAGCAGAGGGGCGGAGCUCUGUGAGCAGAGACACCUUCACUCACAGCUUCAUCCUGCCGAAGAUGAGGAGGGUCACCAAGUACACCACGCUGUACCGCCACAUCCAGAGACACCAGUAUUACAUGGUGGACAGACAGAAGGACACACAGCAGGACACAGCAGCUAAACCAGACAUAUUUUAGUCUGUUGGACUGAAACACACUCUGGCUGCAUCUCACUUCCCUUACCCCCAAUUUCCAACGGCUGCGUAACGGCUGCGGAUCCGCUCCGGAACGGCGGGGGAGUCAUUAGGUUUCCAUUAAAUUCAGUGUGUGUAUUUCCACUGACUGCAGAACGGCUGCGUUCCGACUGCGUCCCAGCCCCGGAGCUGAUA
Messenger RNA from Sander lucioperca (pikeperch), 1460 nucleotides. RefSeq names its product MKRN2 opposite strand protein. The record is from RefSeq and is a predicted model, not a curated record. The transcript has 5 exons. Lineage: Eukaryota; Metazoa; Chordata; Actinopteri; Perciformes; Percidae. Bases 535 to 1269 code for a protein of 244 amino acids.